AUGGCGCGAAAGUCGCGCGUCGCGACUCCCGCAGCUGUUGGAGCUUCCAAGGUUCAACAUCUCCACAAUCGAAACUUCAAAACUUCACCACCACCUUCACCAGGACUUCCGUAUCUCUCCAUGGAACCUCCCGACGGUGAUAUGUUAAAAGGCGCACCCUUCGGGGAUGCGCCGUAUAUUCCCUCUCGAAACCCUUCCGCAUACAGCCCUCUCCACACAUUCGAGCUACCAAAAGGCACCGAUAAACACUACGGGCAACAGUAUGCGGACAUGUAUUUCCUACGGUUAGCGCUGUUGAGGAAGGCUGUGAAGCAAAAGGCAGAGGACGCCUGGAGCGACUUCGAGCUAGGCCAGGAGAAGGCGAGCUUCGUUGAGCGUGUGCUUGACGUACGGCAAGGGCAGCUUUGCUGGAUAGUCGGGACAGUGUACAUGGAGAUGGCGCUGAAGCCAAACGUGCUGGACGACAUAUCGAAAGAGCACUGGAUAGCCGCCCCACCACCCCGCGAAACCUACGUCUCCUCCGGCGGCCAAGACGAAAUGAUGCUCGAGGACGAGUCCGGUCGCCUCCGCGUAACAGGCGAGAGCCUGAACUCACACUAUGUCACCGGCUGCGUGCUCGCGGCGCUCGGGACUGAACAAGCAGACGGAACGUUCCAAGUCAUCGCUACACAAUACGCAGAUCUUCCACGACAACCGCAGCGCUGGGAACGCGAAGACUCGGCGCUGUCGCGAGCGAAGAAACCGAAGCCCAAGCGCGAGAGAGCCGGUAAAUUGGCGAUUAUAUCUGGCUUGGAGAUCACGGGCGUAGACGACGAUGAGCUUUCGCUAGAUCUACUACUUGAAUACCUCACAGGCGAAGCAACAGGUCCACCCACUCAGACAGAAGCAGCCCAAAUCACGCGCCUCAUAAUAGCAGGCGACUCGCUCUCACAUGCCAGCCCGAUCCUUUCUCGUGAAGAUUUCGCCAUCAAGAAGAGCAAGAGCAAACACUACGGCUACGACGCUUCAGCCUACAAUGCCUCGCCCGCCGAACGCUUCGACACCUUCCUCUCUGACCUUCUCCCGACAUUACCCAUCACCCUACUACCAGGUGCUUCGGAUCCUGCAAACGUCGCACUCCCUCAGCAGCCCUUGCAUACCGCACUGUUCCCCAAAGCGCGUCUCUAUGCGGAACCACCAGCGAAGAGUAACGAAACGAUCCACGGCCUCGACACUGUAACAAACCCCUGGGACGGCGACAUAGAAGGAUACCGCGUCCUUGGGACGGGCGGGCAAACCGUCGGCGAUCUCCUCAAAUACGUCGAUGAGGUCGAGUCGCUCGAAGUCAUGGAGAUGAUGCUGCGCUGGCGGUGCAUAGCACCCACCGCUCCAGACACAUUGUGGUGCUACCCGUUCCAAGACGACGACCCGCUGCUGCUGAAGGAUUGUCCGCACAUUUACUUUGCAGGGUGUCAGGAUACAUUUGGGAAAAGGGUUAUCGAGGGCCCUGCUGGGCAGAAGGUGCUGCUUGUUAGUGUGCCGAAGUUUAGGACCACGGGCCUUGUGGUGCUUGUUGAUUUGGAGAGUUGGGAGGUUGAGCUAGUGGAGGUGGGGGUUGUGCAGCCGCAGCCUGCGUCAUGA
Cucurbitaria berberidis CBS 394.84 is the source of this 1620-nucleotide messenger RNA. Its product is annotated as DNA polymeras-like protein subunit delta-2. Gene Ontology annotation, biological process: DNA strand elongation involved in DNA replication; DNA replication. Bases 1 to 1620 code for a protein of 539 amino acids. The record is from RefSeq and is a predicted model, not a curated record. Gene Ontology annotation, cellular component: delta DNA polymerase complex. Gene Ontology annotation, molecular function: DNA binding. The transcript is spliced from 4 exons. NCBI's taxonomy places the organism in Eukaryota, Fungi, Ascomycota, Dothideomycetes, Pleosporales, Cucurbitariaceae.